AUGGACAAUCAGGAAGGAAAUAUCAUUUAUAAUGAUAAGUCUAUUUCAGAUCCAUCAGUCAAUAUAGCACAAAUUCACCCUCUCGUUAUUUUCAAAAUCGCUGAUAUGUACUUACGCCGUGGACCAGAAGUUAAUUAUUGCGUCGGCCUUCUUUUAGGCGAAAUUCUCAACCGCGAAGCUAUUAUUCGUGAUGUUGUCCCAUUAAAACCAGGACAGGAAAAUGAAACAGAUAUUGCUUCUCUUUCAUAUCAACAACACCACAUGUUAUAUCCAAACGAAAAGAUUCUUGGCUGGUAUUCAUACUCAGAACAAAAUAUCGAGUUCCCAAGUAUCAUUGCUGAAGGAUCUAGCGGUAUCCAUGUUUGGAUGCGUCCAUAUGUCCCACCAAAAAUAGAUGUAUUUUCAGUUAACAAGAACUCAGAACUCCACCUUGUUUCUCUUCCAAUCCAAUACAAUAUUGAAGCUAAUAUUCCAGAGCAGCUUUCAUUAUCUCGUGUUGCCGAUGCAACAUCACACGGCUCACUCCAAGCUGCCAUCAACGAAUUGCGCCUUCUCCUUAAGACAACAAACGACCGUAUUAGCACUACAAACUACGAUAGAGAGCUUUGCAGAAAGGUCCAUAAGGCUAUUGCUCAAGCAGACUUGAAUCCCAGUAGCCUUAAGACACUUGCAGAUUCUAGACGUCAUAUUGAUGAUUUCAUGGGCAUUCUCGAUAAGACCAACGAGAGAAUCAAUGAUGUUCAGGAAAUUUUGAGUAUCCAGUGGAAGUAA
Molecule: messenger RNA, 771 nt
Organism: Trichomonas vaginalis G3
Lineage: Eukaryota; Parabasalia; Trichomonadida; Trichomonadidae
Product: eukaryotic translation initiation factor 3 subunit F family protein
Exons: 1
Coding region: 1-771 (256 amino acids)
Cellular component (GO): COP9 signalosome
Molecular function (GO): protein binding; metallopeptidase activity
Source: RefSeq, a predicted model, not a curated record